Penicillium pulvis is the source of this 1080-nucleotide messenger RNA. RefSeq lists its product as uncharacterized. Lineage: Eukaryota; Fungi; Ascomycota; Eurotiomycetes; Eurotiales; Aspergillaceae. The coding region runs from base 1 to 1080 and encodes 359 amino acids. The record is from RefSeq and is a predicted model, not a curated record. The transcript has a single exon.
AUGGUUGUCCACCAAUGGGAGCGAGGCACUUCUCGAGGAACUGCGUUUUCUCACUGUCUUGCGACUGAAGAAAAUGUGCACGAGUUUCCAUUUGUAUCCAAGAUUGAGGUGUGGACGAAUAAUAAAGUGGUACCUGCCCGCAUUUGUGCCAUUCGUGUUCAGUACACAAACAACAAAGCCUCUCCUACGUUCGGAAACAGUGAAGGGGCCACGAAGUCUGAUUUCACGCUUCGCCUUGGUGAAUACAUUACGGAGCUUCGACAAGGGGAGUCUGAGAUGCUAGCCACGCGGUGCAUAUCUUGUAUCUACCUUGCAACAAACCAAGACCGAACUUGGAGCUCCAUGUCAGGCUCAAUUGGUGCAAUUCCGACCUUUUAUCCAGUCACUAUUCACAGUGGUUUCCCCUUGGGGAUUAGUGGCCGUGCCGAAGUCAACCAGACAGGGGCGGAAAUCACGUCUCUAGGAUACUACUUUCUCGAAGAUAUCGAUCGCAUCAGAAUAGACUUUGAAUUCUUAGAGGAUCCAAACCCCGAGAAUCUUUCCCUGAUCUACUACGACACUUUGAAACUUGAAAAUAACACCACCAUCGAACAGCCAGGAGAGGUUGAAAGAGAUAAAUCGGUGACCAACUCAACCAGCAGCGAGGAGAGCUGGGCGGACGAGAUGGGCGUGAAUAUGUCUGUGAAGACUGGCUUCUUCGGAAUCGGAGAGACUGAAAUGGGCGCUGAGUGGAAAGUCACGAGAACCGAGACCAACACCACAAGUUCUGAGAAGGGUGAAACUAUUCGCUGGCGAGCCAGCCCAAGAGUGCCUCCACUCAAACGGCUUGACUGCGACUUGCUUCACUUUGAGGGAUAUUUCAAUGUGAAAUACCGCAGCGAGGUGCUGCUUUAUGGAAAGUCGGGUGGCGAAUACACGAUCCAUAAAGUGGGCUAUAUGCAAGGAGUGACAUCGUCGGUGACCAUUAUCAGAUAUACGGAGAGAGAGCUGAACGCUCCAGCAGCCGGAUUGGAUCAUCUUGUGGACCGGGAUAUUCCUCUCAAUAAGUUGCCUCCGAACACGGAGGAAUCCACUAAUUGA